Dunckerocampus dactyliophorus (ringed pipefish) is the source of this 9732-nucleotide messenger RNA. It is a transcript of the gene syk, whose product is annotated as spleen tyrosine kinase. Gene Ontology annotation, biological process: neutrophil activation involved in immune response; adaptive immune response; B cell receptor signaling pathway. The transcript is spliced from 14 exons. NCBI's taxonomy places the organism in Eukaryota, Metazoa, Chordata, Actinopteri, Syngnathiformes, Syngnathidae. Gene Ontology annotation, molecular function: signaling receptor binding; ATP binding; non-membrane spanning protein tyrosine kinase activity. The coding region runs from base 4550 to 6409 and encodes 619 amino acids. Gene Ontology annotation, cellular component: extrinsic component of cytoplasmic side of plasma membrane; cytoplasm. The record is from RefSeq and is a predicted model, not a curated record.
AUUUGAAAACGGGGAAUUUUUGGAAUGUGGAAAGUUGAUAACAGUGAAUGUUUUGAAUGAGCUGAUUACUUUUAUGCUGGCAAGGGCUGAGAAAUGUUGAAGUGGUAAGAAUGCCUAAUAUCGUGGGAAAUUUGUGUUGGAAAAUGUGGAAGUUUUGGAAAAGUGGGAAUUUAUGGGAUGUGGACUAUUUCAUAUUGGGAUGGUUUGAAUGGGUUGAGGAACAUGUAAGUUGCAAAAACUGUCCGUUCAUUUUCAAUGGGAACAUUUCUGCAAUGUGUCAACAGAUAUGUCACAUGUUUGGAAUGAGCUGAACACUUUGGUGAUGGAAUGCUUUGAAUAGGUUGACAAAAGUGUAGCAAAGUACAGUUCUUUAAAGUAAACAUGCUAAAUACCUGAAAAAAAUGAUAAUUUGGGUGAUGGCUGCGAAUGUGAUCAAUCACCUUUCACCUUCAGCAGCUGGCAGCAGACCAAAGGUCAAAGUGUGAUGGAUUUAUGCUGCCUCUCACUGGUCAGCUCUGGUAUUACAUCAGGUCAUAUUUGCUCAAGGAAGGCUUUUUUUGUGGCUGUGUUAAGUGUGUUUUGUGCUGUGUUGGUCAAUUUGAUGAUUUUUAACUUAUUUCUAGAGUUCAACACCGUCACAUGAACUCUGUCAUAACUUGUGUUUGAGUGAACUUUCAUUGCGUUUGAUGUGAAUACUUAAACAUUUGAACGUUCAUGGUAAAAAGGGCAGCAAGCGUCUCCAAUGUGCCAGAGCUCAGGGUUUUCAAAGUCUAACACAUGUUUAUUUUUUUGAUUGUCAUGUAUCGGGUCUCUCGCAGGUGAAAAAAAUCCGAGCAGAUUCUUGACACGAGCAACAGACCCGAACAUUGUAAGAUGUCCAUCCAUCCAUAUUCUAUACCGCUUCUCCUCAUAAGGGUCGCGGGGGCAUGCUGGAGCCUAUCCCAGCUGACUUCGGGCGACAGGCGGGGUACACCCUGGACUGGUUGCCAGCCCAUCGCAGGGCACCUAUAGACAAACAACCAUUCACACUCACAUUCAUCCCUAUGGACAAUUUAGAGUCGCCCAUUAACCUCACCUGCAUGUUUUUGGAAUGUGGGAGGAAGCCGGAGUACCCGGAGAAAACCCACGCGCGGAGAACAUGCAAACUCCACACAGAAAUGCCCAAGGGAGAAUCGAACCCAGGUCUUCCCGAUCUCCAGGUUGUUACUGUGUUGGCCGAAAUGCUAACCACUAGCCCACCGUGCGGCCCGUUGUAAGAUGUCUUUCAAAAUAAAAAAGGUACAUUAUGAUUAGAAUAUUGCAUUUAUAAAUCAGAUGGCGUUUUCUAAGUCAAACUGGUGUGAAUACAAAGGCCUCCCUCGGAAGAAGCAAAUGAAUUCUGUUGUGUUUUGUACUGUUUUUAGCAACACAAAUGAGCUGCAGCUCCAGAUUUUCUGAGCUGGUCAAUAUGACGUGUCCAGACGAUUCCAGGGGCAGCAGAGGGACAGUUCGCUCCUUCACUGUAGCAGAUAUCCAUUUGUGAUGACCUCUGUCAUCUCUAGCGAGUACAGUCUCUCCCAUCUCCAGCUCCCGAAUCAUGCAACAUGCAUCAACAACCACUAGGAAAGUUGUAUCCACAGCAAAAUCAAUGUGAAUGUGAGUGCUGAAUGAUUUGCAUAAGUGGGGGAGGUGUUCAAUCAGGUGAAUACACCGCCUGUUAUCAAUGUUAACAAUGCAGUGAAGGAUGUGUAGAAUUACUAAAAUUGAAAUUUGUUCACACAUUUCUCAAUAUAUCUCUGUUACGAAGGAGUAUAUUUCCACCACAUGCACACUAGAAACACAGUACAGUAGACGCCCCUACAACGUAAAUAAUCCGUUCCGAGAACGUUUACGUUAUAGGGUUUUUAUGUUAUAUGAAGCGUAAAAUACAUGUAAAUAGCCUAAUCCGUUCCAAGAUCUUCCCAAACUCACACCUUUGGCACUUCAAAAUAUUCAAAGUCCACCAAAUAUGGUGGGAAAAUAUAUGAAAACGUUAGCAUAAACAUAGUAGCAUAAACAUUAGCAUAAACAUUAGCAACAUUCCAAUAUAAAAUAAGGUAAUAAAUAAGAUUACUAUAAAUUAAUAAAACGGAAUAACAAAAACAAUCAACUAGUUUAAGGGCGACUAUGAUGAGGAAGGGAGGUUGAAGGGAGAAGCCUGUCUCUCACACAAACUCACGUACGCACUAUAUAAGUCAGCCAAUGAGAUGAGAGCAUAGGCGGUGCCCCGAUAAUCAGCCAAUGAGAUGAGAGCAUAGGCUUGUACCCUGAUAAUCAGCCAAUGAGAGCGUCAGAAGGCGUCACCAAGUGUACUCUGUUAGUCAUGGAAAAUGUUUCCCUCUCUCUGUCGCGCGAGCUCUUCAAAUCGAAUUUCUGAACUUGCACCGUCUUGACGUUUUACGCUAUAUGGAAUUUCUUACGUAAUACGAUGCAAAAACUUUACAAAAAGUCUUUACGUUCAGUGGAAUUGAUGUAAAAGGAGGUUUACGUUAUGCAAGGUACUGUGGUGGACACUAGGGGGCAUGUGUCUCACCCAGUCGGGAGUCGACUGGGGGCGUGGUUAGAGUCCAGGUUUGGGCGCGCAAGUGUUAGCGCUAUAAAGGAGAUGUUCAUUCUUUGUCAGGUUUUGUAGUGUGCAGUUGGAGAAUAAAGCUCCGCAUGAGACCCAACCAUGAGUCUUCCUUGCAACUGCCACAGUACUACUGUAGUGUGGAAAAAAAGCUAUUGCAGCUUGAGUCUUCUUAUUACACUUAUGCCGUCCUUCCACAUCUAUUAUGUGCCCACGAUAUGCAACACUCGCCCUGAAAACCCUCAUCGACUUGUCAUGCCGAUGUUGUCCAGAGUCUUUACCUGAGACUUGAGAUUAAAGACUUGAGACUUGCCAGUGGCUUCUGAUGCAGUAGGUAAAUUUGGUAACCACGUCAAAGCGCUUUGAGUACCUUGAAGGUACAAAAGUAAAAGUCCAUUGACCAUUUGUGCUAUCUUUAGCAACACAAAUCAAUGGACGAGUCAGCAGAUGCGUUUUAGUCGUCUUUUCUUUUACGAAAGCGCUUCUGGUGCAACAAUACAAGACAAAGUCAAAUGACCAAUUAUGUCAUCAAUCUUUUCAGCACACACAACAAAAUAAAGUAGUCUGUUGAAAACACAACAACUUCAAUGAAGUACACUGUUUCCUUUACGAGAGCAAAUACUGUCAGAUGGUACUUCCUGAGUGGUAAGCAGUGUUUGGCCAGUGCACAUGACUGACAAUUCAUUAUCUGACACCUCCUUUUUUUUUUCUUUUUUUUUGCAUUUGCAUCUUUUCGUUUAGGUUUCAGAGAAAGAAAAUUUACGAGACAAUUUGCUUUGCUGUUUUAAAAAGUGCUUCAUAUUAUGGAUUAUUUGUACUUUAUUAAGUGCAGGCCACUUUAUGCUGGACUAACUGUUGGUUUCUGUGUCCCCAAGUAGUGUUAUAAAAUGACUGAAUAUUUCAGUUUAUCAAUAACAGAAAGCUAAUCAGAUGUAACUUCUGUCCAAAUGAACCCAUUGAAAGACUUUAAAUGUGUUCUAUUGUGUGCUGUACAGCUUUAUGCUUAAGUUAAACUCAUCAAAUCCAUAAGCGACAUAUAGAAAACAUUUUGGAGUAGUUGCCAUGUGACAGUCAUGUGACUAUUCCAGGAUAUGGCUUCCCCACAAUGGCAGUGUGUCAGGUAAGCUAGCUCAUUGCCGAAAGCUCAUUUUUUGCCGUAAAACUUCAUUUUAAAUCCAUUUAACAACUGUAAUACUUUAAUAGGGUGUCAAAUAUUACAAUUCAACUCUUCCUCUUCCUUCAGUGAAUUCAUAGAAAAUAAUCUAGGAAAACAUUACUAUCAGGUUUUUCAGCCUGUAGCUUUUAGCCUUCAUAUCAUUUUUUUAAAUUUUAAAUGUAUUUUAAAUGGCUUCUCUGUGCUAUAUUUGGCUUUAAAUGGAUUCUAACUUGGAUGAAUUUUCAUACAUGCGUUAUUAGUACAGUACAGAAUUGCUGCAUCGUUCAAGCAUUUUUUCUGCUUAUCUCUAACAUAUUAGAAUAUUAUACCAGAAAAUGUUACAGUUCUAAUAUUUCCACCAUAUACAGUUACUUUGUUUUGCUUUUAUUACAUUUGCUGUCACAGAAACAGAAUAAGAAUCAAUAAUGUGUGCAACAAAACAAGAAAUUUACCUUGGUACUGAUAAUACAAAAUAAAAGCACUGAAUAUAGUAACUGUUGUCUUCUGCAUUGCAUGUUGUUGUGUGCGGCCGUUUUGUUCUCAUCAGAAAAAGGGAAGUUAGGGCAUCUAGUUGCCAAAGACGUCUCAGAAUCAGGAAGCUUGAAAACGCCACCAAGCUCCAUCAAAGGCCUUCAUGUUUCAACGGCAAAUGUUUGUCAGUUAGCAGCGGAAUGCGAGCCGUCGACCACGUUGCUCACGGUGCUGACAUGAUUCUCAUUCUCCUUCCAGUCCCUCAACAGACAGCAUUGUGGUAGCUGCACCGUGUGAGUGGACCCUUUAAAGGCAGCCGCCAUCCUCAGGCCAAGAUGGCUGACAGAGUGAACAGGCUACCAUUUUUCUAUGGCAACAUUGCCAGAGAAGAGGCAGAAGGUUAUCUGCAGCAGAUGGGAAGUGGCGCGUAUUUGCUACGGCAAAGUCGCAACCACCUUGGAGGCUUUGCCCUCUCGGUGUUGCAUUCGGGCCGCUGCUACCACUACACCAUUGAGAGGGAGUCGGAUGAAACGUACGCCAUUGAUGGCGGGAAGAGCCACAGCAGCCCGAUGGAGCUGAUUGACUACCACUCGCAAGAGAUGGACGGCCUCGUGUGUCGCUUGUUGAAGCCCUGCAACCGGCCCAAGAACAUGCAGCCCAAGGUGGGGCCCUUUGAGGACCUGAAGGAAAAACUGAUCCAGGAGUAUGUCAAGCAGACCUGGAAUCUACAGGGUACAGCUCUGGAACAAGCCAUUAUCAGCCAGAGGCCACAUUUGGAGCAUCUCAUUGCAACCACGGCUCAUGAACGGAUGCCCUGGUUCCAUGGGAAAAUAACACGAGAGGACUCUGAGCCCAGGCUUCAAAAUGGCCCCCGUACCAAUGGAAAAUUCCUUAUCCGACAGAGGGAUGUGAAUGGAUCCUAUGCUCUUUGUUUAAUACAUGAAGGACAAGUGAUGCAUUACCGCAUCGACCAGGACAGGGCUGGCAAGUUCUGCAUUCCAGAUGGCAAGAUGUUUGACACUCUUUGGCAGCUGGUGGAACACUACUCGUACAAACCCGAUGGCCUGCUGCAAGUGCUGACUGAGCCCUGUCCACGACCUGAUGGAGACACAGAUGUGUUAGGACAAUCGCUGCUGCCACGGGACACCCCGAGAUUUGGUUCUUUAUUUCAAAACGCAGCAGGUGGAUUCUUCGCCAGAAUCAAAAUUGGUCCCACACUUGGUCGACAGAAGAGCUGUGGAUCCCGACACAAUACCCCCGAUAAGUUCAACCCCUAUGAAAUGGGAAGUAAUGGAGAGGUAACCAGAGAGUCCUUACCGAUGGACACGCCAGUAUAUGACAGGACGUAUGCAGAUCCAGAUGAGCUCAGGAACUCCACAGUGUACCGUGAACAGCUCAUUUUGGAGGACGAAGAAUUGGGUUCUGGGAAUUUUGGUACAGUCAGCAAGGGCAUUUACAAGACCAAACUGACAGUGCAGCAGGUUGCGGUCAAAAUCCUGAAAAAUGAUGACGACAGUCCAUCAAUGCGUGAGGAGAUGCUGCGAGAAGCAAAUGUCAUGCAGCAGCUGGACAAUCCGUACAUUGUGCGGAUGAUCGGUAUUUGUGAGGCAGAGAGCCUCAUGCUGGUGAUGGAACUGGCCGAGCUGGGUCCGCUUCACAAGUUCUUGCAGAAAAACAAACAAACAAGCAUCGCCAACAUCACUGAGCUGGUACACCAGGUGUCCAUGGGCAUGAAGUACCUUGAGGAGCAUAACUUCGUCCACAGAGACCUUGCUGCCAGGAAUGUCCUUCUCGUCACGCAGCACUAUGCAAAAAUCAGCGACUUUGGCCUCUCCAAAGCAGUGGCUGAUGACCAGAACUACUACAAGGCCAAGAGACAUGGGAAGUGGCCAGUAAAGUGGUAUGCCCCCGAGUGUAUCAAUUACUUCAAAUUCUCAACCAAAAGUGACGUGUGGAGCUUCGGAGUGUUCAUGUGGGAGGCGUACUCAUAUGGAGAGAAGCCAUACAAGGGGAUGAAAGGCAACAUGGUUUUGCAAAUGAUUGAGAGUGGAAUGCGGAUGGAUGCCCCACCAGACUGUCCAGAAGAGAUGUACGGCCUGAUGAAGACCUGCUGGAUUUAUGAGGUUGAGAAAAGACCCGCCUUUGCUGUUAUUGAGCCAAGACUACGGCAAUAUUAUUAUGACAUUGCACAGUGAAUCUCCCCACACACAAGUCACACAUUCAGAUGGAAAUCUGCUGCUUUCAGCCUCAACAAGCUUAUGCAAUAAAGAUGAUUAUGUGUACUCUCCCUUGUGUCGUGUAUUCAACCACCCAGACGCUGUCUUUGUUUGCCUCCCAUGAGCCAUUUAUUACAAAAGUUAGCUCCUCACAGCUCACAACAAAUAAAGUAGUUGGGCCACACUGGGGAAAAAUAACCAAUCUGAAACUUUGAGAAUGAAGUCGUGAAUUUACGAGAAAAAAAGUCGUAAUAUUACGUGUCGUACAUGCCAGCUCUUCAGGAAGUGGUGAGUGCUUAAGCGACGUCAAGGUCUGGUUGGCUCAAAAUUUUUUAAAGCUCAAUGAGGGGAAGACAGAAGUUAUCGUCCUUAAUAAUAAUGACCCCCUCUUGGACUUGGGCCCCAUCAAGCAUCAAGUCAGUCCCACAGCCACCAGCCUUGGCGUCAUAAUCGACAGUGAUUUUAAACUUAAUAAACAAAUCAACGCUGUUUUAAAAUCCUGUUUUUAUCAUCUUCGGCUUCUUUCCAAAGUCAAACCGUUUUUAUCUUUGCAACAUUUUGAACAAGCCGUGCACGCUUUUAUCUCGUCACGUCUGGACUACUGUAAUUUACUUUACUCUGGAAUAAGCCAUAAAUGACUCUCUCGCUUACAGUUAGUCCAGAACUCUGCAGCUCGGCUUGUAACAGGAACCAAAAAGAGGGAGCAUAUUGUCCCAAUUUUAGCUUCCCUGCAUUGGUUGCCUGUGCGUUUUAGAAUUGAUUUAAAGAUUUUAUUGUUUGUUUUUAAGGCUUUGAAUGUGCUGGCCCCUCAGUACAUCUCGGACCUCAUCCAAAUUUACACUCCAGCACGCACAUUGAGGUCCGAAGGCCAGCUCCAACUGGUGGUGCCUAAGACCAGACUUAAGACCAGGGGAGACCGGGCCUUUUCUGUAGUUGGCCCAAAGCUGUGGAACACUCUCCCCCCUCAUGUAAAAACGGCCCCCAUAAUUGAAAACUUUAAGUCUCGUCUUAAAACCCACUUUUAUUCUCUGGCUUUUAACUCGGCGUGAGUCGUGUGGUCCUCUGGGUCUUUUAUUAUUUUUUAGUUUUCAUGGUUUUAUUUAUUUUAUUUUUUUAAUUUCAUUAAUUUAUUUUUUACCUUCUUCUUGGAUUUUUUUGCUUUUAUUGUUUCUACUUCUUGUUUUAAAUAUUUUAUUGUAGUACGUUUCUUUGUUUUUAUUUGAUCUUUUAGUUUUUACUGUGGUAAUUUGUACUUAUUUACAUUUACAUUUAAAUUCCCUUAUUUACUUAUUUGUGGUUUGCUAGUCUGUGCAGCACUUUGGAAACAGUGUUUAUAAAACGUGCUGUAUAAAUAAAGUGGAUUGGAUUGGAAACUUUCCUCUUGCUUCAGGCCAGCUUUAUUUAUAACGUGGCAGCAAAACAGAGCAGUUGAGCACAAAGAGAUCAGCAUGUCUCACUUACGCCUUCCUUAGCCCGCCUCCUCCACAUGACCAAGGCCAAAGGUCACGAGUCCCCCCUUUUCAUAGCUGUCUCAGGCAAUGCCUGUAACAUCAACUUACGAGUUCUCGUAACUUUAUGAUUUUAUUCUCGUAUUAUUACAAGUUUUUUCUUGUAAAUUUGCAACUUUAUUUUUUAAAUUUAUUCUUGAAAUUUAUUCAACACAAACUCAAGUCAAAAUAUGUGACACACAACGUAACCUACCCACUGCACUGCCUGGGAAGUGAAAAAGGAGGGACGGUCACAUACUCUUGAAUCGUCAAUGUUUUAGCGUUCAUAGUUCCCAUCCUUUAUUCAUGUACAUUCCGGGCGUCUUAUUCAGUAAAAAAAUGUAAAAUUCAGUUGUUAUUUGAUGUGGUCUGACAUGUGGUCUGUGCUCCUGACAAAAGCACAUCCAUACAGCAGACUGUAUGACGCUGUGGACUGUUAGAAUUAGGAGCGUAAAAUAGAGUGCAUGUAUCAAAUACACAGUCUGGCCCCCCCGCCAAUUUUGUUAACUCAAUGCGGGUCAAAUAGUUGUCCUACCCCGGCUCUACGCGAUACUGAUAUUAUCGGCCGUUAGUGAUGUGUGAUGCCACUGGUUUUGGUUCCGAUCCGAGUAAAAUUGAGUCUGGUAUCGGCGAUACUGAUCUGAUCUUUGUGCAAAUUCACCUAACAUGUCUGGCCAAUUUUAAGAAGUAGUGUAUUUCACCUCAUAGCAUAAAGAAUACAAAGUAUUUUACUCAUUAAGUAAAUGGUUAAUUUAAAUACAUUCAUCAAAUGAAUGUAAUAAUUCAAAAUAAUUAGUUAAUUAAUUUUAAACCCUGAAGUAUGUUGGGGUAGCGGGGUGAUUUAAAAUAUCAAAUCAGAGAAAAACAACAAAUUCUUAAAAUAUGUGAAAAUGAUAUAUUAAACAAAAAAAGAAAAGAAGUAAAAUAAUAAAACCAUUCAAAUUUAAAAACGAUUAAUUAUUAAGUACUUAAAGAAUGAAAACUUUAUUCAAAAUAUACACGGGGAUUCGUUUACGAUGGGUCAACGUUUCAGACAAACUUUACCUCAAAUGACUGACAUAUCAGAAUUAUCGAUAUUUCAGUACGGAUCCGCACAUCACUAUCGGCCAUCUCUUCAUUCCUGUGUUAUUUUUUUACAGUCUCCUGCUCACACUUUGUUGAAAGGAUAUAUUGGUCAUAUGUUAGCAUGUUAAUGGUAAAAACCACAUGACCUGUGUAGUGUAUAACAUGCUAUGGUAUACAUAGAGAUAACAAAUAUAAUAUUGGCCAUAUGUCAACAUACUGGAUAUGUAUUAUCCUGAGAGCCAACAUAUGUAUUUGUUAUAUUAUAUAAUCUAAACUGUUUUUAUUUGAAUAAAAUUACACUGGGCCCAAAAGGUUGCAGGUUGCAAGUCUACCUCAUGUACGUCAUUCAUAACACGAGAACGCUAAUUGAAAGAUAAGACAUCGCAGUGAUAACAUGACUGUGCAAGACGAGCCUUACGAGCGGAAUACUUCACACUCUCCCAUGAGAAAGCAGAGCAGAUGGAGAUGCGGACAGGAUGGACUCCCACGUGAAGUCAGACCAAAUGGAACCGAGUCAGGAUGUUCCAUCACGAGAAGCAAGCCAGUAUAGUAGAGGUUCAAAGAGGACCCCUGGAGAUAUCAAAGACUCCCUUGACCCGAGGGGUAUGGGACAGUAUAAGGAGGAUUCUGAGCUGGGGGAGAGGGACAUUUUUUCCAACAUUUUCCAGAGGAGCGAGGAGAAGAUGGGAUGUCUUCUUUUUCGGGACGGCCGCCUGAGAUUGUGUCGCUUUGCUUCAAUCAAUCACACUG